This is a messenger RNA of Hibiscus syriacus, 739 nucleotides long. RefSeq lists its product as uncharacterized. The coding region runs from base 102 to 668 and encodes 188 amino acids. The transcript has 2 exons. Lineage: Eukaryota; Viridiplantae; Streptophyta; Magnoliopsida; Malvales; Malvaceae. The record is from RefSeq and is a predicted model, not a curated record.
UCUCUCUCUCUCUCUCUCUCUCUCUUGUUGUUUUCUCCCAUGAAUCAUUCAUCUUUUCUUCAUUUCUUGUUUUCUGGGGAUUUCACGUUUGGGAGCACAUAAUGAAAGAACCAAAGAUGACGACGAUCACAGCAUCUUUGGAAAGGUCUUCACGAAACUGUACUCUAAACCAUAAAAAUGGCGUUGGAGAAGGAGACGAUGAUAACAAGGACCCAAACGGUGCCGUUUUCAACACUAGCGUCGAGGAGCACAACUCCCGUGUCUCCCUCCCUUACUACUGGGAAGAACAAUGCCUUGAUGUAAAGCGGAAUUUUACUAUAAAAAAACGGAAGGACUGGGUGGAACCGACGGAGGAUCCAACGACUAAAGCGGCAGCCGAAUACAGCAGAGAUUUCUCCUCCCAAGAAGACGACGACCGCGAUAUCUGGUAUGACAGUGAUAACUACUUAUCAUCGGAAUCAUCUCCUUCAAGGGAUUACAACAAUAACAGUAACAACAAGCAGCAUGGGGUACUCGAGAAAGAAACCGACAACGUCUUGGUGGUGGCUGGUUGCAAGAGCUGCUAUAUGUAUUUCAUGGUCCCCAAGAAAGUUGAUGAUUGUCCCAAAUGUAAUGGUCAUCUUCUUCGCUUCGAUCGAUCCCCAAGUAGUUCACCAUCAACAAAAUGAACCAGAUGUGUGAAUGAUUUUAGGGUUUUCAAAGAUUUCUAAAGUUUUUUUUUAGGUCUGAAUAAUGAGAU